CCUAGUUAAUGCGCACGUUGUUUUCGUUUUUUAUUUCGUUGUAUUUUUAUUUGUUAAAAUGCAACGGAAGGAGGCCAAUCCGUUCCAGAUCCUGGGCCUGCGUCCUUGGCUUGUGAAGCAACUGACCAAGUUGGGCCUGAAAGGAGCAACUCCCAUUCAACAAAACUGCAUUCCGGCGAUUUUGGCAGGAAAGGAUUGCAUUGGAGCGGCCAAGACAGGCUCGGGAAAGACUUUCGCUUUUGCCCUGCCCAUUCUGGAGCGUCUGAGCGAGGAACCGGUUAGUCACUUCGCCCUGGUACUGACUCCCACACACGAGUUGGCCUACCAGAUAUCAGAGCAGUUCAUGGUAGCUGGACAAGCGAUGGGUGUGCGGGUGUGUGUCGUUUCUGGCGGCACAGACCAGAUGAUCGAGAGUCAGAAGCUUAUGCAGCGGCCGCACAUUGUUGUUGCGAUGCCCGGACGCUUGGCGGAUCAUCUGACCGGCUGCGACACUUUUUCUUUCGAUAAUCUCAAAUAUCUGGUUGUCGACGAAGCUGAUCGAAUGCUGAACGGCGACUUUGACGAAAGCCUGUCCAUAAUAGAAAGUUGUCUUCCCAAGACAAGGCAGAACCUUUUCUUUUCCGCCACCAUGAAGGACUUUAUGAAGGAGUCUAGCAUCUUUCCCAUUGCCCAAGAUUGUCUCGAGUGGUCACAAGACUCAGAUGUAGCCACUGUGGAUACUUUGGACCAGCGGUAUUUACUUUGCGCCGACUACGAUCGGGACAUGGUUUUGAUCGAGGCACUCAGGAAAUAUCGGGAGGAUAAUGAAAACGCCAAUGUAAUGAUAUUUACCAACACAAAAAAAUACUGCCAGCUUCUCUCCAUGACCCUAAAAAAUAUGGAUAUUGACAAUGUAUGCCUGCAUGGCUUCAUGCGGCAAAAGGAACGCGUGGCUGCUCUCAGCCGGUUUAAGUCGAACCAUAUACGGACACUUAUCGCAACGGAUGUGGCUGCCAGAGGUCUGGACAUACCCAGUGUCCAGCUUGUUAUGAAUCACAUGCUUCCCAGGACACCCAAAGAGUAUAUCCACCGCGUCGGCAGAACAGCCAGAGCGGGACGCAAGGGUAUGUCCAUCUCUAUUUUUCGAUUUCCGCGUGAUCUGGAACUCUUAGGCGCAAUCGAAGAGGAAAUCAACACUAAACUUACAGAGCAUCCCAUCGAUCAGCGCAUGGUGGAGCGAAUCUUUAUGCAAGUGAAUGUGACGCGUCGUGAAUCUGAAAUGCAAUUGGACAAUAACGAUUUCGAUGAACGAGCGCAGAACUACAGGAGGAAGACGUGGAUUAUGGAGGGCAAAGAUCCUGAUCAAAUGGAAGCGCUCUAUAAGAAAAAGCAAAAGGAUAAACUGAAGGAAAUACGUAGGAAAAGAAAACUUCAGCAGGCGGAGUCAGCUGCUAGUGAGGAAGGCAAGGCUCUACUGCAAGAUGAGCGCUUUAAAUCUGUAGACAGUGCGCGUUUCGAGAAAAAGGGUAAAGGAAAAGGUCGUGCGCCUAAAGACGGUAGAGAGAUAAAAAAUAAACCGUUAAAAAGGUUCGACAAAAGCAAGCAACUUUUCCAAAAGGGCAAACCAAAUAUCAAAAAGUCAAAGGGGAAGCUUAAGCGUGAUGUUUAAAUAUACGUUUAUAUAAUAACAAAAUAACUUUUGAGCUUA
Drosophila eugracilis is the source of this 1687-nucleotide messenger RNA. It is a transcript of the gene Dbp45A, whose product is annotated as probable ATP-dependent RNA helicase Dbp45A. Gene Ontology annotation, molecular function: ATP binding; RNA helicase activity; nucleic acid binding. Bases 59 to 1648 code for a protein of 529 amino acids. Lineage: Eukaryota; Metazoa; Arthropoda; Insecta; Diptera; Drosophilidae. The transcript has 6 exons. The record is from RefSeq and is a predicted model, not a curated record.